Molecule: messenger RNA, 4033 nt
Organism: Tetranychus urticae (two-spotted spider mite)
Lineage: Eukaryota; Metazoa; Arthropoda; Arachnida; Trombidiformes; Tetranychidae
Source: RefSeq, a predicted model, not a curated record
GAGAAUGAACCAAAAGAGAGUAAAGUUUAAUAUCAUGAUCAGUAGGAAGAUGCUAUUUGCUUGUUAAACAACAAGGAGUAAAAAAGAGAAGAUCAAAAGAUAAAAGUGAAAAGAGAAAACAAAAAGAAGCGAAAAAACAAAUCAACAGAAAGUUCCAAGCGAGUUGAGAAGCGUAUUGAAAUUUAAUGAAUCAACAAUAAUUAGCUGUUGAAAGGUAAACCCAAAUCAUCAUUUGCUCUUCAUCAAUCAUCAAAACUCGUAAAUGCUGUAAAGUAUAAUCAACAUUAAUAGAAACAAAUUUAUCUCCUUUCCACUCUUGUUAUCCUUUGCAAGUUACCACAAACUGUUCAUUAACACUUUACAACCAAUUUAACCCAAAAGUGAAACAAUCAAGAUUAUUGGUUUACUCAAAUGGACAUUAAGUGAUUCGUUUAACCCAACAUUUGUCUUGGAUUAUCUUGAUUUUUGCCGUUAAUCCACUUGCGAUUCCAUCUCACUUUGGCCAACAUUCUCUGUGUGUUUAUUUCCUUUUUUUCACCCAUUUUUUCACUCCACAAAAUCAGAUUAUUACUGAAUCUUUUCCUUUUUUUCCCUUUACACAGUUAAUAGCUCAGCCAGUUGCACCAUUAACCAUGUUUACAGUGAAAUUAGAUUAAAACUGAUUCCAACUGUUGAACCUGGUUUUUCUGGUUUGUCACCAAUCAGUGUACACCAAAGAUCAUCGACUUGUAUUUCAAUCCAAAGUUGACUGAGAUCCAUUAUAAAUGUGUAAAAAGUUUUGAUUGCUCAUUGGGUGAGGAACGAGAAAACAUUUGAUAAACCAAUUCAAAUGUUAAUCCAUAAUUUGCUUGUUUUACUGUUAACUGUGCCAAUUGUUUUACCCGUUUCAUGUGAAGAUUCAUUACAAUAUUAUGAGUAUACCAAACCUUUGACCAUUGGUAACUACACUUGUUAUGAUUAUGUUUACAACAAUCGCCAGCGUCGAUCCUUUCCUCUUAAUAAUGUAACCCAAAAUGGUUUACCGUCUAGCUUAACCUCAACCAUUCAAAUGGGUGUUGCUUACCGUAAUUCACCUUAUCGAUCACAGAAUAAACAAGAGAUGAUUAAGUUUCACGGAGACAUCAAUAUUGGUGGAUUGUUUCCAAUGCAUGAUGCUGGUGAUGAACAGCAUCUUUGUGGUUCCAUCAAGGAGGGUAAAGGUAUUCAAAGGAUGGAGGCAAUGUUGUACGCUGUUGACAUGAUAAACAAUGAUACAAAUCUUUUACCCAACUUAACUUUAGGAGUUCACAUUUUAGACACUUGUUCACGAGAUACUUAUGCCUUAGAACAAACAAUGGAAUUCGUCAAGUCUUCGUUGACCACAGUUGACCACACUUUGGAUGACUAUCAAUGUGAUGAUGGUUCCUCUCCUCAUCUAUUGGCUUCAGACCCUGUUGUUGGUGUUAUUGGAGCAGCAUCCAGCUCAGUGUCUGUAAUGGUGGCCAAUAUUUUACGUCUUUUCCAGAUUCCACAAAUUAGUUAUGCCUCAACUAGCAUUGAAUUAAGUGAUAAAAGUAGAUUUGGAUUCUUUUCUCGAGUUGUUCCACCCGAUAGUUUUCAGGCUCAGGUUAUGGUUGAUAUUGUUAAACUGUUCAACUGGACUUAUGUGUCUACCAUUGCUGAGGAAGGUGAAUAUGGUGAGAGAGGAAUUGAAUAUUUUAAAACGCUUGCUGCUCGGGAAAGGAUUUGCAUUGCCGAAGGUGUCAAGAUAACCAGAAAUGCUAAACCAGAAGAUUUCAUUCGAAUAAUUAAUAAACUCUAUUCAAAAUCAAAUGCUCGUGGUGUGGUGCUUUUCGUGGAUGAAGACAAUUGUCGUAAACUAUUGAAUGCUUCCCAAGUAACUGGUAAAGUUGGACACUUUGCAUGGCUUGGUAGUGACUCUUGGGGUCGAAAAUUGUAUCCAGUUAGAGGUCAAGAAGACAGUGCAGUUGGAGCAAUUACAAUAUUACCAAAGCGAAACUCACUGCCAGGUUUUGAUGAAUAUUUUAAAAGUUUAAAACCAUUGACAAACAAACGCAAUCCUUGGUUUAAACCAUUCUGGGAACAACAUUUCAACUGUUAUUUUCCAGAGACUGUCAACUCUCCUGAGGCUGUUGUUAAUUUAAAACCUUUGGACCGGAAGAAAUGUACAGGCAAUGAAGUCUUAGUCAAGUAUGAACAAGAAGGUUUGGUUCCGUUCGUUGUCGAUGCCGUCUAUGCCAUGGCUCAUGCUAUACAUAAUCUAUUAUCUGAUCGAUGCCGUCCAAAAGUACCGAAGCCAGUUGACUCUUCAAACGAAACGAGACUUGAAAGUGUAUUCUUUUCACCUAAAAGUCUCUGUGUUCGAGCACCCAUCAAAGGCCAAGAACUUUUAUCUUACAUUCGUAAAGUUUCCUUUUCAAGUUUACAGGGAAUGACUGUCAAGUUCAAUAAAGACGGCGAUGCUCCUGGUCGUUAUGACAUCUUUCAAUAUCAAAGAGUCAAAGAAUCUUUAGAUUAUUCAAAUUCAUCCGAUUCUCAAUCUCCAUCUGAAUAUGAUUACAUCAAGAUUGGUAACUGGGAAAGUGAAAGAUUAGUGUUUAAUUUAAGUCAACUAGAGUGGCCUAAUUUUGGUGUUGCUCAUUCGAAUGAAAGUGGCUUCAGUUCUAUUCCUAGUUCCGUUUGUAGCAAAGAGUGUGAACGAGGUCAAUUUCGUCAGAUACAUGAAGGGCAACCGUGUUGUUGGCAUUGCUCUUAUUGUCAGGAGAAUGAGCGAAUCUACAAUUUAACUGAUUGUGUGGCUUGUUCACCCGGCUAUGUUCCUGAUGAGUACAGAGAGACUUGCACCAAGUUACCUGUUGAGUUUAUGAGAUGGGACUCUCCGUGGACUAUUGUGCCCGCCGUCUUUGCCUCACUCGGCAUUGUGGCCACAGUGUUUACCUGCAUGACCUUUAUCAGGUUCAACGAGACACCCAUCAUCAUGGCUUCUGGUCGUGAAUUGUGUUACAUUUUGCUUCUCGGCUUGAUGGUUUGUUAUAUUGUCAGUCUUCUUAUCCUUUCAAAGCCAACUCUUUUAACCUGUACAGUGGUUCGUAUCGGCCUUUGUCUGGGUCUUUGUAUCAGCUACUCUGCCAUACUCACCAAAACCAAUCGCAUUUCCCGCAUCUUUAAUCGGGGAGUUAAAAGUGGCCUGAAACGUCCUUCCUAUACUAGUCCAAAGUCUCAGGUUGUCAUUUGUUCCUGUUUAGUUUCCGUUCAAUUGGUCAUCGUUGUUGGUUGGCUCAUUCGUGAUCCUCCUUCCGUUGCCGAGGUUCCACAGAAGCUGGGAACAAGAAAGGUUGUCGUUCUGCAAUGUGGCAUCUCAGCCACGGCAACGGCCAUUUCACUCAUUUAUAACAUGAUUCUUAUAGUUUUUUGUACAAUGUAUGCUUUUAAAACUCGAAAAAUACCCGACAAUUUUAAUGAAGCAAAGUACAUUGUCUUUACCAUGUACAGUACUUGUAUAGUUUGGCUGGCUUUUAUACCAAUCUACUUCGGUACCAAUAAUGAUUUCAAGAUCCAACUUGCCAGUCUAUCGACAUGCAUAUCAAUCAGUGCUGCUGUUAACAUUGGAUGCCUUUUUACACCUAAAUUGUACAUUUGUUUAUUUCAACCUUAUAAAAAUACUAGACAUUCGGGUACACAGGGUUCCGGAGGUGUUGGUACCUUUACUACAAACUCAACAAGCAAUGCCCUUCGGUUUGCUCGACCAACUAGUUCUGGUGGAUGUGCUGCUGCCAUAGCAGCUGCUACUCAAGCCAUUUCAGCUCAUCAAUCAGCACCAACAAUAGUGUUGCCUGAACCCUCUUCGGGUGACUUGAAGACAACGUCAACAACAAACGGAGACUGGAACUCGCCAAGUCCUGAAGAGGAACAAAAUAGUGCCAUUUAACUGUUGACCUUUUUUUACCGUUACAAUAAGUCUUUCAGUUAUCAUCGUCAUUUAAUGAUAGCAAUACAAUUAUUGUAGUCCAAACAAUUAAACAUUUUUCAGUCA